UUUCAAGAACAGAUCAGGACAGAACAGGAAGUUUGAUCAAAGGCGAAAAGCCGAAUUUGUUAUUGUUGAGGUGGCGUGUUUUUGCUUGGUCAAAACCCAAAUUACCGGCGUCUCUUGAUUUUAAAAAUUUCAUAAUAACAUCUGAUUAGUUUUAAAUUAUCAUUUUUAAUGAAGUACAUUUAUAGGUAACCCCUGUCAUAUCCGACAUAAUGCUGACGUGACAGUUGGAAAACCGACAAGGAAGAUCCGUACAACAACGCACAGCAUCCGUCCACCAUGGAGGGUGUCUUAUUAAAAUGGACAAAUUACUUCUCAGGUUGGCAGCCUCGAUGGUUUGUUCUCAGUAAUGAUAUUUUAUCCUAUUACAAAUCCCAAGAAGAGAUGGUAAAUGGCUGUAAAGGAUCUAUAAGAAUGGCCACUUGUGAUAUUAGAGUUCACCAAACAGAUCAUUGUCGACUAGAUCUCAUAAUUCCUGGAGAACAACAUUUCUACAUUAGAGCUGCCACAUCACAGGAGCGGCAGCAGUGGCUUGUAGCAUUAGGAUCUGCUAAAGCUUCACAAAAAAAUGCAAGAAAACCUGAUGAAACUGUUGUUAAUAGAGGAGAUGUUUCACCAGAUAUAUUAAGAACAAAGAAAUCAGAAUUACGAUUAUAUUGUGAUUUGUUAAUGCAACAAGUUCAUUCUGUUAAGAGUACAAUACAAGAAAAACAAGACAUUCAGAAGUUGGAAGAAGCCAGCUCACUAUUGGGACCAACAUGUGAUACAUUUAUACAGACAUUAGAAGAAUGCAUGGCAUUAGCAAAAGCUGGGGCGGGGAUGGAGUCUGGAAUACUGAAUUCUCCAAUCCAUUCCGCUAAAUCAUUACCAACUCUACCCUUACACAUUCCAAAAAAGAAGAUAAAACCUGGGCUGCAUAGAACAGUUUCACAUGAUUCGUCAUCACCAAGAGGUCGGGCAGGAAGUGAUUCCCCUGCAACUAAGGACCAUAACUCAUCCAAACAAAGAACCACAUCAGAAUCAUCACUAACAAAUCAUUCCAUAGCAGAAAUAGACAUAUCUGGAGUUCAAUCUAAUUCAAAUAAUGUAUCAUUGAAUUCAUCUCAUAACAAUUCUGUUAGCAUAGAUCAAAAGGACCAUUCUCCACAACAAGAUAUUAUACCAGAAACAUCUAUAGACCGGUUAAAACAAGACACUAAUUUGAAUAAUUUGGAAUCAAUGUCAAGUUCUAGUGUCAACAGUGAAGAUGAUUUCAAGGAUGCUAUUGAUGCUAAAAUUCCUACUUUUUUCUCCACAAUGGAUACAAGUUUUAUGGACCUCCACUUGGAUACUGAUGGAAGCAUUCCAGUAGAAGAAUUCCUUCUGGCAGCAAAGUCUAUUUUACCCUUGUUUGAUAAGUUUAAUGCUACAGCCUUUGCACCAGUGAAGAUGGAUUUCCAAGGCAACAUCAGGAAAAUUCAUCAGAAAUAUUCCACCAAUACAGCAGGGUUUACUACACUUCAGAAAAUGGUGCUAACAGAACUCAGUAAGAAACAACAUCUUCUCUCUAACUCAGCUACAAUGGCAUUACUGUGGAUGAAAAGAGGUUUAGAGUUUAUCCGAGAGUUCCUGUAUGAGAUUAUAAGAGGAGAACCUGAUUUAUCACAAGCUGUGACCAGUGCCUACAGUAAAACAUUAAGGAAUUAUCAUGGCUGGGUUGUACGAGGAGUCUUUGCCGUUGCUGCCAAGGCUUUGCCUUACAGAGAUGUGUUCAUAUGUAAUUUGUCUGUGCCAGGAGAGGAGGAUACUGGUACUUUAUAUAGACAGUCAUUGAUGUCAGAUAUAGAACAGUAUAUCACAGCUAUGGAUGUUGUCAUCAAAAUUCUCAAUGAUUUUUAUAAAUUACAUGAUUUAAAUUCCAAUGAUACUGUGUAAUGCAAAAGAAUUAAUGGGCGCUCUAAGGGGAGAUAAUUCCAUGAUCUAAAUUCCAAUAAUAUUGUGUAAUGCAUUACAAUUGAUGGGCAAUAGCUCUGAGGGGAGAUAAUUCCAUGAUUUAAAUUCCAAUGAUACUGUUUAAUGCAAUACAAUUAUUUAAAAGGGCAAUAGCUCUGAGGGGAGAUAAUUAAGUGAUUUAUAUUAAAUGAUACUGAGUAAUGGACAAUAACUCUAAGGGGCGAUAAGGUCCAUAAGUUUAAUUCCUAAAUGAUACUGUAUAAUGCAGACAAUGAAGGGCAAAUAGCUCUAAGGGGAGAUAAAUCAAUGAUUUAAAUUCCAAUGAUACUGUUUAAUGCAAUACAAUUAUUUAAAAGGGCAAUAGCUCUGAGGGGAGAUAACUAAGUGAUUUAUAUUAAAUGAUACUGUGUAAUGGACAAUAACUCUAAGGGGCAAUAAGGUCCAUAAGUUUAAUUCCUGAUGAUACUGAAUAAUGCAGACAAUGAAGGGCAAAUAGCUAAUGAUUUAAAUUUCAAUGAUACUGUUUAAUGCAAUACAAUUAUUUAAAAGGGCAAUAGCUCUGAGGGGAGAUAAUUAAGUGAUUUAUAUUAAAUGAUACUGUGUAAUGGACAAUAACUCUAAGGGGCGAUAAGGUCCAUAAGUUUAAUUCCUGAUGAUACUGUGUACUGCAAAACAAUUAAGGGGAAAUAGCUCUAAGGGGAGAUAAUUCCAUGAUUUAAAUUCCAAUGAUAGAAUUUGCAUUAAAGAAAUCAUUUUACACUGCCAUAUCAUAUCAUUAUGAUGCUACUUAAUGUGCAGUUUGACAUCAUUUCUGCCUAAUCAUUUGUAUUUAAAACAAAAUUGUAAAAUGUGUUCAUGCAAUUGGAGUCAAAGUUUUGCGAGUUCUACCAUUCCAUUAUUAGGUUCAAUAAUUUCCGUAAGUUUUCUGUAUUUAAAAUAGGUAGAUAAGUAAGAAAAUGUUUUGUAUUGAUUUUCUUUUUUAACUUUAGAAGUAGAAGGGAACUUUUUUUUAUAUGUAUUAUAUAUGAAGGGUUUUGAAUAUUUUUACAACAUACAUCAUGGAUUUGAAAUACUGUAGGUAAGGUACAGCUACAGAAAAAAAGCUUGGUUAAAAUCUGGCUUGAGAAAAAGCAGGAAAUUAAGGUUGUGUUAAACAUAUUAUAGUGCUAGGUAAUCUUGAAUUAUGCAAAUAUUGCAAGAAUUAUGAAAUUCUUCAGAUGACAUUUUAGACUGUUUUCUCUUGAAGAAGAGGAAUUGAAAUAUCUUCAGUGCAAAUCAUUUUAGAGUCUUUAACCAAUGAUACAGUAAAUUUUAUCAAUUUGGCAAAUGUUUUCAAAGGGAUCAGCUCACUUGCACAUUUGGUUUUUCAGUAUGUAUUUUUUUAUUUUUUGUUAUACGUUGUUAUUUUGUGAUAUGAUUGUGCAAAUCCUGUAGUUAUUUAUUUGUGAAUGUCAGAUGAAUGAAAAUAAAAAACAAAAACAAAUGUUUUACAAUCAUUGGGGCUAUCAUGGUAAUGAACCUGUUAAGUUAAGGGUUAUUCCACUAAAAUGGAUUUUGGAGGGUAGGAAGUCAGGGUUUUAUUUUAAAACAUUUGUCGCAAUACAUUUGUUGUGGGACAUUUGUGUUUGUCAGUCUGUUAAAUGUGUGCAAAAUUUUCUAUAGGAAGCAUAUUAAUUGUGGAGAUUAUAAAAACUCUUUUCCUACUGUCUUACUCCCAUUGUAAUGGAAAAGUGAGUCCUCGUGUCUCUUAAUGUUUUGUGUGCUUUGAAAAGAUGUGUUCAGUUUUGGUUAUAUUUUAAUUGAAAAUGGCACUUUCAAAAUAUAUAAAUCUAUAUUUGUGAUUUUUUGCAUUAUUUUAUAAUUUCAGAAGUAAAAUUUUUAAAAAAAUGUUGAAAUCUCAAUCAGGGUUUUAUACAAUCUUUUUCUGUGAAUCACAGAUGUUUUAAUAAAUUUGAUUGCAAAUAUGCACGUUUUUAUUAUACUGUGGAUUCAUUAUUCAGGAGGAUUUCCAUUAUCGUGGAUUGAGACUAUACACUUUGUUAUUAUGAUUUGACAAACUCUGCAUACAGAACUACAAAAAAUUUGUCCUUCCCGAAAAUAAUUUUAAUUCUUGAUGCAAUCCACAUACAUUUAGUAAAUAAAGAAUCUACAGGUUUUCAAUAUAAGUAGAUACAGAAUCUGUGUUAUAGCUAAUUGUCUGAUUAAAUGGUCACAAAUUGUUUGAUUUAUAAUAAUGUGUUUCUGUUAUUGGUAAUUUUAUUAUACAUGUUAGUUUUUGUUAUAUUUGUUCAAAAGUUUAAACAAUUUAAUAUUAUACAAUACUGAAAUGACUAUAUUUUUUGUUGUUGGUACAAAUGUAUUACCGGUAUGCAUAUAUUUAAAAUUUAAAUUUAUGGUAUUGAUAUUAUGUAAAAGUUAACACCAGAUGCAAAACUGAUUGUAAUAAUAAUUCAAUAUUAUAUACGUGUUAGAUCUUCACCCAAAAAAAUAUUUUUCAAACAUUUAAAUCAUUAUAAAAUAUUUUGGUUAAUAUAUCUUAAAAUAAUGUUAAAAAGAUCUCCAAAUAAGUUUUUUGUGGCAGUUUUUUGCUGUGUUGCACUUAAUGUUAGAAGUUUCAAUGCCCUUAAUCCUAGAGGCAAAACAAAAUUAAAAAGAUAUAAAUACUGAUGUCAACCAUUAUGUCUUGUUUACAACUGAAGCAUGUUAUUUCUUAGAUAAUAAUACAUGUACCUUUCCAUUCUCAAUUUCAAGGGGCCAAAGAAGUGGUCUUAUUAUACCUUUUCAGAAAUCACAGAUAUCUCUUUGAAUGUUGUACACUGUUUUCAAGUUUGUUUAAGAAUGGUUAUUCUUUGGGGUUAAUUUAUGUUAGAGGUAUGUAUGUAACUAAUUGAAUUGUUUAAAAAUAGAAAACAAAUAUAUUGAUAAUGUUUAAAAGGUUAGCCUGCUUCCCACUGUAAUUGUUUCAGUCACUUAAGGUUUAUGUACCCUUCUGUAGCAAUUUUUGUACAAAUUUUUCGAAUCUCAUUUGUAUCAAAACUACAGAUAUAAUGAAUAAUAGAGAUAUGCCAUUUAGUACAUAUUCCAAGGGGAAACUUGAUGCAAAGCAUUAUUUUUUACUGUUUCAUUGCAUUUGAUAGAAAAAGAGGACUUUGUGGCAAAUAAAUCAAGAUUUUUAUAGAAAAUCCACAGCCUUUAUCCUUGUACUCUCAUAUUUGGCAAUUUGAUGACUGAUAGAUAUAGGAUUAUUGCAUGCAGUGCUAGCAUUGAUUUCCUUAAAACAAUUUUAUAAAUGUAGUUAUUGUUUAAAACAAAUUGCAAUUUAUUUAACUUUUAAAACUUUAUUUAUAUUUGAAUGAUGAAACUUUAUAAUACAUAAUAUCUAAAUAUAAUUUGGAUAUUGGUUUAGAAUAUCAUUUCUACAUAUUCUCAAAGAAAAUAAUAAAUUUGUCAAAAUUAUCUAAAUUGCAAUUCAUUUAUAAUAGAUAAAUUGAUUAUAUCAAAUCAAAGAAGUACACAUAUCCAGUGAGGUAAUAGUAAGAAUUGAAGGUCUUUGAUUAUGGACUUUCCGUAUUGAUUUUCCUCUGAGAUCAGUAUUUUUGUGAUUUUACUUUUUAAUAAUUGACAUUGCUUUAUAAAUACAGUGGGAAUUGGUCUAACCUCUUUGAUACUAAAUUUUGAAAAUUAUGUUAUUGUUUACAGAAGGAUAAUUAAUAUAUAGAUAAAUAGAGUAUUUAUUAAAUUGUUGUAUAAUUCCUGAGUUAUAAACUCCGUAUAUGUAUGUAGAAAUUCAAUGUUAAACAUUGUUAUUGUGAUAAAACAAAUGGACAAAUAUUUUGUUUGUGAUAAA
Mytilus trossulus (common blue mussel) is the source of this 5776-nucleotide messenger RNA. RefSeq names its product pleckstrin homology domain-containing family A member 8-like. Gene Ontology annotation, molecular function: lipid transfer activity. The record is from RefSeq and is a predicted model, not a curated record. Gene Ontology annotation, biological process: intermembrane lipid transfer. NCBI's taxonomy places the organism in Eukaryota, Metazoa, Mollusca, Bivalvia, Mytilida, Mytilidae. The transcript has 12 exons. The coding region runs from base 277 to 1911 and encodes 544 amino acids. Gene Ontology annotation, cellular component: cytoplasm.